Messenger RNA from Micropterus salmoides (largemouth bass), 2390 nucleotides. It is a transcript of the gene aldh9a1b, whose product is annotated as aldehyde dehydrogenase 9 family, member A1b. NCBI's taxonomy places the organism in Eukaryota, Metazoa, Chordata, Actinopteri, Centrarchiformes, Centrarchidae. The record is from RefSeq and is a predicted model, not a curated record. The transcript is spliced from 12 exons. Gene Ontology annotation, molecular function: 4-trimethylammoniobutyraldehyde dehydrogenase (NAD+) activity; aminobutyraldehyde dehydrogenase (NAD+) activity. The coding region runs from base 195 to 1751 and encodes 518 amino acids.
GUAACUUGAACAGAGAGGGAAAAUCUGACAGUGCGGACGAUGUAAGAGUUAACUAACUCCAGAAGAUGGCGGUAACGUUAAUGCCAGUCAAAGGAUGCAAGCUGCCAUUAGACUUCAAAAAAGAAGAAGAGGCUUGGAAACGUUGUACAGUUUUCGGCUAAACUUAGAGCAACAGAGCCAGCUUCAGUCACGUAAUGCUCCAGAGGCUCGUUGCGUCCCUGCGGCGCCCCGAUGCUGCAUCUCCCCUUGCGGCGUCGGUUAGAUGCCUGUCCUCGGGCUCAGUGGACAUCACGGUCCCGCUGAACUUCUGGGCCGGCAAGAGAUGGACGAGCCAAGAGAAAUGCAACAAGGAGAAUGUUUACGAACCUGCGACAGGGCGAGUCUUGUGUCAUUUGGAGCCAUGUGGUGAUGUGGAGGUCAAUCAGGCUGUGAAGGCUGCCAAGUCAGCCUUUGGCCAUUGGAGCAAAAUGUCUGGGAUGGAGAGGGCGAGGAUCAUGAUAGAAACUGCUCAUAUCAUUGAGAGAAGGAGAGAGGAGAUAGCUGAAAUGGAGGUGGUCAAUAACGGGAAGUCCAUCACAGAGGCCCGUCUGGAUGUGGACUCUGCCAGACUGUGUAUAGAGUAUUAUGCAGGGCUGGCCAGCUGUCUGGCAGGCCAGCAUGUCCAGCUGCCUGGGGGAUCCUUUGCCUACACUCGCAGGGAGCCUCUGGGAGUCUGUGUCGGCAUCGGUGCUUGGAAUUAUCCUUUUCAGAUAGCUGCCUGGAAAUCAGCUCCAGCCCUGGCCUGUGGUAACGCCAUGGUGUACAAGCCAUCACCACUGACGCCUGUGACAGCAGUCAUGCUGGCAGAGCUCUAUGCAGAGGCUGGAGCUCCAGAGGGGCUGUUCAACGUGGUGCAGGGCGGCCAGGAGACUGGCAGCCUACUCUGCCACCAUCCUGACGUUGCUAAGGUGUCCUUCACUGGGAGCGUGCCAACAGGCAAGAAGAUUAUGAAGAUGGCAUCCAAGGGGGUGAAGCCUGUGACUCUGGAGCUUGGGGGGAAGUCUCCUCUGCUCAUCUUUCAGGACAGCGAUCUGGAGAAUGCUGUGAAGGGCGCUCUCAUGGCCAACUUCCUGUCUCAAGGCCAGGUCUGUAGCAAUGGUACAAGGGUCUUUGUGCAGAAGGAUAUUCUGCCUGAGUUUUUGGAGGAGGUGGUGAAGAGGACUGUGGCGAUCGAGAUUGGAGAUCCACUACUGGAGAGCACCCGAAUGGGAGCACUGGUCAGCCGGCCACACCUGGAAAAAGUUUUAUCCUUUGUCGAUCAGGCAAAGAAAGAGGGAGCUAAAGUGUUGUGCGGAGGUGAACCUUUUGUACCAUCAGAUCCCAAACUCAGAGGUGGAUACUACAUGACUCCAUGUAUAUUGAGUAGCUGUACAGAUGAGAUGACCUGUGUGAGGGAGGAGAUCUUUGGUCCUGUCAUGUCUGUGUUGUCCUUUGAAACCGAAGAGGAGGUGCUGCAGAGAGCCAAUGAGACCACCAUGGGUCUGGCUGCAGGAGUUUUUACUAGGGAUGUGAGGCGAGCCCAUCGUGUGGUUGAACAACUCAAGGCUGGUUCCUGUUUUAUAAACAACUACAACAUCACUCCUGUGGAGGUGCCCUUUGGAGGCUUCAAAAUGUCAGGCAUAGGCCGGGAGAACGGCCAGGUGACGAUUGAAUACUAUUCCCAGCUGAAGACUGUGUUCGUGGAGAUGGGAGAUGUGGACAGCUUAUUCUAAGACACACAUUGAGAAGAAGAUGGAGCUGUAACACUGACCCAGAGACUGAAACUAAAGGGUCUGGACCGGAACAACACUCUCAUCACUCAGGAAAAGACCAUCAGAUGUUAGAUGAGAAACACACAUUGAUGAAGGGAGCUCAAGUGUGUUGUUUAAGUGAGCAAUGUUAUUUUUCAUUCUUAGGUAAAUGUCACACAGAGACAGAUACACACGUUCAGUGUUAUCAUUUGUGCCAAAAAGAUCAAAUUAAAGAUUGUUCUUGAUUGAUUUCAGCUACUAAAGCUUAGAUAUGAGUUGCACAUUGUGAAACAUGAUUUGCACUGUAUGUUUUCUUUCGCAAUACAUUCUGUCAUCCAUGUAUAGAAUAACAUUUUUACAAUGUUGUACUAAAAUGUUUAUGGAUUAAGUCACACUUUAUUUCUUGAACACAUUUUAUACACAGAAUACUAAAAAAUGAAGCACUUUGAACAUUGUUUUGAUUAAAUUAAUCUAGAUUGUACACUUCAUGUAUACUUUUUGUACGAUGUUGUCUACAUUAGAACUGUGACAGUGACAUCCUGCCUUGUGAGUAGAGAUAACAAUGUCAUGAACCUGUCAAACAAACUUUCUUAUCAAAAUAAAUUGUAACAUAACAUAAAA